Messenger RNA from Symsagittifera roscoffensis, 2691 nucleotides. RefSeq names its product spliceosome-associated protein CWC27 homolog. Bases 50 to 2455 code for a protein of 801 amino acids. Lineage: Eukaryota; Metazoa; Xenacoelomorpha; Acoela; Convolutidae. The transcript is spliced from 15 exons. Gene Ontology annotation, biological process: protein peptidyl-prolyl isomerization; protein folding. The record is from RefSeq and is a predicted model, not a curated record. Gene Ontology annotation, cellular component: catalytic step 2 spliceosome. Gene Ontology annotation, molecular function: peptidyl-prolyl cis-trans isomerase activity.
UAAACUUAUUAAAUAGAUUUUUUGGCAUCGAUUUUCCUUAGUCAAAGAGAUGAGUAAUAUAUACAUUAAGGAACCUCCUACAUCAGGAAAGGUUUUAUUGGAGACAUCUGUUGGAGACAUUGAUAUCGAGCUGUGGUGCAAAGAGUGUCCUAAAGCAUGCAGAAAUUUCAUCCAACUAUGCAUGGAAGGAUAUUUCAACAAUACUUUUUUCCACCGCUUAAUUCCAGGCUUUUUAGUCCAAGGAGGAGAUCCCAGUGGAACUGGAGACGGGGGAGAGUCAAUAUAUGGCAAAGCUUUUAAGGACGAGUUUCACCAGAGGUUAAAGUUUGAGCGUCGAGGGUUGCUGGGCAUGGCAUCUGUAGAACCCAAUAGCAAUAGAAGCCAGUUCUUUUUCACGUUGGAUGCAGCACCAGAACUCACAAACAAGAACACUUUGUUCGGAAAAGUGAGUGGCAACACUCUUUAUAAUAUGCUGGCUUUGGGAGAAACAGGGCUGGAAGAAGAUGGUCGGCCGUCGAAGAAAAACUACAUUUUUAAAGCAGAGAUUCUAAACAAUCCCUUUGAUGAUAUUGAGCCUCGAGAAAAUGUCAUUGCUGCGUCUCGUGGAAACUCCAAUCAGAAGAAAGAAAAUGAAGAAGAAGCCCCAAAAGCGAAGGUGCAGGCAGUCAAAAACUUCAAUCUGUUAUCUUUUGGCGAUGAAGCGGAAGAAGACGAGGAAGAAAUGGACGAAAAGUCAGCAGUUCAAUUUAAAGGAAGUGCUCAUGAUUUACUAGCAAACGAUCCCAAACUAGUUAAACACAAUGAGAAACAAAACACUCGCGAAGACGUGGAAAUUGUUUCUAGAAAGCAUAAGGUUCAACCAAGUUCGGAUGUCGAAGACGAUAACGCAAACAAAAAUAAGAAAGCUAGAAAUAGUGGAAAGUCAAAAAGUGCAGAUGAUUCGGAUUCUUCUGAUUUAGACAUUAAUAGUGAGGCUGAAAGAAAUACGACAGAAAAAAUAGCAAAGCUGAAAGAAGAAUCAGAAAAUCUGAAGGCUGAACUCAGUUUGAAAGCAUCGAAAAAGGCACAAGAAGCAAAACAAAAGAAAGAAAAAGAAAUUAAAGAUCAACAAAAUGCUGAUGACAUCUACAGUACAGCUUAUAUGAAGAAAUACCAGCAUCUGAAGAAGAAAUCGUCCAAAUCACAGUCGGAAAAGAAUUCCAAACAGGAUUCCGACGAGUUUCACCAGAGGUUAAAGUUUGAGCGUCGAGGGUUGCUGGGCAUGGCAUCUGUAGAACCCAAUAGCAAUAGAAGCCAGUUCUUUUUCACGUUGGAUGCAGCACCAGAACUCACAAACAAGAACACUUUGUUCGGAAAAGUGAGUGGCAACACUCUUUAUAAUAUGCUGGCUUUGGGAGAAACAGGGCUGGAAGAAGAUGGUCGGCCGUCGAAGAAAAACUACAUUUUUAAAGCAGAGAUUCUAAACAAUCCCUUUGAUGAUAUUGAGCCUCGAGAAAAUGUCAUUGCUGCGUCUCGUGGAAACUCCAAUCAGAAGAAAGAAAAUGAAGAAGAAGCCCCAAAAGCGAAGGUGCAGGCAGUCAAAAACUUCAAUCUGUUAUCUUUUGGCGAUGAAGCGGAAGAAGACGAGGAAGAAAUGGACGAAAAGUCAGCAGUUCAAUUUAAAGGAAGUGCUCAUGAUUUACUAGCAAACGAUCCCAAACUAGUUAAACACAAUGAGAAACAAAACACUCGCGAAGACGUGGAAAUUGUUUCUAGAAAGCAUAAGGUUCAACCAAGUUCGGAUGUCGAAGACGAUAACGCAAACAAAAAUAAGAAAGCUAGAAAUAGUGGAAAGUCAAAAAGUGCAGAUGAUUCGGAUUCUUCUGAUUUAGACAUUAAUAGUGAGGCUGAAAGAAAUACGACAGAAAAAAUAGCAAAGCUGAAAGAAGAAUCAGAAAAUCUGAAGGCUGAACUCAGUUUGAAAGCAUCGAAAAAGGCACAAGAAGCAAAACAAAAGAAAGAAAAAGAAAUUAAAGAUCAACAAAAUGCUGAUGACAUCUACAGUACAGCUUAUAUGAAGAAAUACCAGCAUCUGAAGAAGAAAUCGUCCAAAUCACAGUCGGAAAAGAAUUCCAAACAGGAUUCCACAAUGAAGAUGUUGGCGCAGUUUGAAGCAAAGUUGAAUGCGGCAAACAGGUUAAAUUUGGCGUCCAGUUACGACGACGACGAAGAAGAGGAUGAUCCAACUGCCGUCACUACACAAGAUGUUCACAGCUCUUCAGCGUGGUUGACUCACACAUUCAAGCCUGAAACUGAUGACUCGAAGCAGGCAAGAGACGCCAAUGUGCAGAGGGCGGACGAUGAGUACGAGAUAUUUGACCCCAGGAACCCCAUGAACAAACGCAGGCGCCUCAAUGAGGCCAAGAGUGCCAAGGACAGACGAAGGCCUCUAGCAGGAGUCAAGGAUCUGGACUAGUGGCAGUCAAAAAGAGUUGAAAUUUUUAUUGGUCCGCUACAGUUGUCUGAACUUAGCGGAACAGUUGGCUUGUAAAAGUGGCGGAGCAAUUGGGUCCUUGAGUCGCCGAGUUUGAUGCUCUUGCUCUCAUAUAUUGCGGUCCGUGCUUAGUUGACGAUAAAGCGUGAUUCGUUGUGGAUUCUGGAAGGCUUCUAGAAACUCGAAAGAUUACAAAUGCAGUUUUAAAAAUAUUUAUC